AUGAUGAAUUGUAUUCGUAUGUAUUGGGCACAACGACCUCCAACUAAUUAUCGUGAAUAUGAUAGUUAUGGACCACUUUUCGCAGUGAAUGAACAUGUAGCAAUAUUUGCACAAAAUGAUAAAGCACGUUUUAUUCUUGUAAAACAGCCGUAUAAUAGUUCUUCGAUGUGGAAUUGUACGUUAGACUAUAUCAGAAUCAGACAUCCUCCAAUAUCGACGACAUAUUUCGUAUAUAGUGUAGCUAUUGGAGCAAAACAAAAUAGUAGUCAUCUUGCAUUCACUUUUAUGGAUGAGGACUUUUUACGUCGCGUGUUUUUAACAGUCGUUUUUCUUGAAGAUAGCUCCUCUGGCUGUCUGGUUCAAAAUCGAAGUCUAGCAUUAGAUUUGACAGAGUAUCCAGUGUUGGAAGACUCUGUUGUUGCUAUGGAUCCAUAUGGGACACGAGCAUAUUCAAUUGGAAAAUUUAAUGGUUCUUGUAUUGAUCUAGUAACGAUGAAAACUUGGGUAUUCGACACAAGAGUUGUAUAUGGUGAGUGGGAUGGUGACAUAUUUCAGUAUUACCCGAAGGCAAUUACUAUUAGCAAAGAUCAUCAGAUUUUUCUUGUCGGUCAAUUACAUAUGGCUAUGAUCAAUCAAUUUCAUACCUAUUUAGUCGUUUUGAAUUUUCGAGAAUUAAAAAAUGCCACAAAAUCUUUACAUCUUGAGCUUUCAACAUUCAAUUACGGUAUUGGUGCAGCAGAUAUCAAUCGCGUGACAACAAUGUCUAUUGCUCUUGAUGAGUCAUCACAUACGAUACUCGUUGGCAUUCCUCGAAUAGAUACAGUUCUUUUCUUAGUUUAUGAUGAAUCAUACUAUUCCAAGAUUACAGGAAAACAUGUUUCAGAACAGCUUGGUAUUGGAUUUGGUAAAUCAGUUGCAUUAUUAGAUGAAAAUACAUAUGCUGUACUUGCUCACGCAAAACCGACUCUACCAUGGUCACAAUCGCAAAUACAGGUGAGAUAA
Rotaria sp. Silwood2 is the source of this 1002-nucleotide messenger RNA. Lineage: Eukaryota; Metazoa; Rotifera; Eurotatoria; Philodinida; Philodinidae. The record is from the annotation of a GenBank genome assembly.